AUGUCCACCAGCGUUUUGUUAGACGGGGAGAGGGGCAUCAGCGAGUUGCUCAAAAAUUGUUUGAAAUGCAUAUUCGACAAGUAUUGCACACCGAAACCAUCUUCUGAAUCUUUGGAUCUACCGAAGGACGCAUACCUUUCCCCCGAGGGACUGGAUCAAUGGGCGAUCAAUGCGAACGGUGAACCUUUCUCCAAAGAGACCAACGAUGAGUUGUUUGAAUGA
Molecule: messenger RNA, 222 nt
Organism: Marasmius oreades (fairy-ring Marasmius)
Lineage: Eukaryota; Fungi; Basidiomycota; Agaricomycetes; Agaricales; Marasmiaceae
Exons: 2
Coding region: 1-222 (73 amino acids)
Source: RefSeq, a predicted model, not a curated record